AUGGGAAACCUGUCUUUGAAUAAGGCCUGGAAUAGCUCAUCAGUGACCGUGUUCAUCUUCCUGGGAUUUGCAGAUCAUCCAGAACUCCAAGCUGGACUCUUUGUGACUUUCCUGGGCAUCUAUCUUGUAACACUGGCCUGGAAUCUGGCUCUCAUCUUUCUGAUCAGAGGUGACACCCAUCUGCACACACCGAUGUACUUCUUCCUCAGCAACUUAGCCUUCAUUGACAUCUGUUACUCUUCUUGCGUGGCUCCUAAGAUGCUUAUUGACUUCUUCCGAGAGAGGAAGGCUAUAUCAUUCCUAGGCUGCGCUGCCCAGUUUUUUUUCUUUGUUGGCAUGGGUCUGACUGAGUGCAUCCUCCUGACAGCCAUGGCCUAUGACCGCUAUGCAGCCAUCUCUAGCCCCCUUCUGUAUACGGCCAUCAUGUCCCAGGAUGUCUGUGUGCGGAUGGUAGCUGGGGCAUAUGUCUGUGGCUUCCUGAGCUCCCUGAUACAGGCCAUCUCCAUAUUCCGACUCCACUUCUGUGGACCAAAUGUCAUCAACCACUUUUUCUGUGACCUCCCUCCAGUCUUGGCACUUUCUUGCUCCAACACCUUCUUUAGUCAAGUGGUGAAUUUCCUCGUGGUGGUCAUUGUUGGGGGAACAUCAUUUCUCAUCCUCCUGAUCUCCUACAGCUACAUAGUGUCCGCUGUCCUGAAGAUCCACUCUGUGGAAGGUCGGUGGAAAGCCUUCAGCACGUGUGCCUCACAUCUGAUGGUAGUGACCCUGUUGUUUGGGACCGCCCUUUUCAUGUACCUGCGACCCAGUUCCAGUUACUCAUUCAGCAGGGACAAGGUGGUGUCUGUGUUCUAUUCUCUGGUAAUUCCCAUGCUGAACCCUCUCAUCUACAGUUUAAGGAACAAGGAAAUCAAGGAGGCCCUGUGGAAAGCGAUGGAGAAGAAGAAAGUGUUUUUCUAA
Molecule: messenger RNA, 957 nt
Organism: Dipodomys spectabilis (banner-tailed kangaroo rat)
Lineage: Eukaryota; Metazoa; Chordata; Mammalia; Rodentia; Heteromyidae
Product: olfactory receptor 5A1
Exons: 1
Coding region: 1-957 (318 amino acids)
Biological process (GO): sensory perception of smell; G protein-coupled receptor signaling pathway
Cellular component (GO): membrane
Molecular function (GO): olfactory receptor activity; G protein-coupled receptor activity; odorant binding
Source: RefSeq, a predicted model, not a curated record